AUGGAUGAACCUUUCAAUCGUGCCGAGUGGAAGGAGCCAGUCGCAAAGGACACGUGCUGCAAGAUUCCAUUUAUGGAAAGUCCAGAAGAGGACCGGAAGCUCACCAAGCUAGAGCGGCAGCGGUUCAAGGAGGAGGCCGAGAUGCUAAAGGGCCUGCAGCACCCCAACAUCGUACGCUUCUAUGACUUCUGGGAGUCCAGCGCCAAGGGGAAGCGGUGCAUCGUGCUGGUGACUGAGCUGAUGACCUCUGGGACACUGAAGACGUACCUGAAGCGGUUCAAGGUGAUGAAGCCCAAGGUGCUGCGUAGCUGGUGCCGGCAGAUACUGAAGGGGCUGCUAUUCCUGCACACCAGGACGCCCCCCAUCAUCCACCGGGACCUCAAGUGUGACAACAUCUUCAUCACCGGGCCCACCGGCUCCGUAAAAAUUGGUGACCUGGGCCUGGCAACCCUCAAGAGAGCAUCCUUUGCCAAGAGUGUGAUAGGCACCCCUGAGUUCAUGGCCCCGGAGAUGUACGAGGAACACUAUGACGAGUCUGUGGAUGUCUACGCCUUUGGGAUGUGUAUGCUGGAGAUGGCCACCUCAGAGUACCCCUACUCUGAGUGCCAGAAUGCUGCCCAGAUCUACCGCAAGGUCACCUGUGGCAUCAAGCCAGCCAGUUUUGAGAAAGUGCACGACCCAGAAAUCAAGGAGAUUAUUGGGGAGUGUAUCUGCAAGAACAAAGAGGAGAGGUACGAGAUCAAGGACCUGCUCAGCCAUGCCUUCUUCGCAGAGGACACAGGUGUGAGGGUGGAGCUGGCUGAGGAGGACCAUGGCAGGAAGUCCACCAUUGCCCUGAGGCUCUGGGUGGAGGACCCCAAGAAACUGAAGGGCAAGCCCAAGGACAGUGGGGCCAUAGAGUUCACCUUCGACCUGGAGAGAGAGACACCGGACGAUGUGGCGCAGGAGAUGAUUGAGUCUGGGUUCUUCCAUGAGAGCGAUGUGAAGAUUGUGGCCAAGUCCAUCCGUGACCGGGUGGCAUUGAUCCAGUGGCGGCGGGAGAGGAUCUGGCCAGCACUGCAGCCCCAGGAGCAGCAGGACCUGGGCAGCCCUGACAAGGCCAGAGGCCUGCAUGUGCCCCUGCAGGUCCAGGUGACCUACCAUGCACAGGCUGGGCCGCUGGAGCCUGAGGAGCCCGAGGCCGACCAGCACCUCCUCCCCACCGCGCUGCCGGCCAGCGCCACCUCCCUGGCCUCGGGCAGCACGUUGGACAGCGGCCAGGGCUCCACCGUGUACUCGGACUCGCAGAGCAGCCAGCAGAGCACGGUGCUGGGCUCGCUGGCGGACGCAGCGCCGCUCGCCGCCCAGAGUGUGUGCAGCCCCCCUGUAAGCGUGAGCGAGGGGCCUGUCCUGCCACCCAGCCUGCCCUCGCUGGGGGCCUACCCGCAGCCCGCCACGCCUGGCCUGUCCAUGGGCUCUGUCUCGCCCUCCACCUGUGCUUCCCUCCCACCGCAGCAUUUCCAGGAACCAGCCAUGAGCUUCGCCCCCGUGCUGACCGGCCCAGGCCAGCCCAUGCCCUCUGGCCACCAGCCUCCUCCUCUGGCCCAGCCAGCCCCCUUGCCACAGGUCCUGGCCCCGAAGCCCGUGCAUCCUCUCCAGCCGGUGCCCCCCCACCUGCCACCGUACCUGGCUCCAACCUCCCAGGUGGCCCCAGCUCAGCCCGUCCAGAUGCCACCGGUGCCCCUGCAGCCACUCACUCAAGUCCCUACACAGAUGCCUCCACUCCCUGUAAUCCCGCCAGUCGCUCCACUGGCCACGAUCGACAGCCUCCCCUCAGCCCUCCCGGACCUGCCAGCUGCCAGUGGGCCUGCUGUGCCUCCUCCCUCUCAAUAUUUCUCUCCUGCUGUCAUCUUGCCAAGCCUCCCGCUCAAUGCCGCUGCCCCUCUGCCCACAUCACCAGCCCUGCCUCUGCAGACGGUCAAGCUUCCCCACGCUGCCGGGGCACCACUGGCCGUGCCGUGCCGGACCAUUGUGCCAAAUGUGGCGGCCACCGCCACUGCCAUCCCUCUGCUGGCUGUGGCCCCACAGGGCGUGGCCACCCUGUCCAUUCAUCCUGCUGUGGCCCAGCUCCCGGCCCAGCCCGUGUACCAGGCAGCCUUCCCGCAGGUGAUGGCCAGCGACGUCCCCCCUUCCCCCCUCCACACGGCGCAGACUGUGAGGCCCACCCCUCUGCAGCCAGCAGCCCCCGUGCCGCAGCCCCACCAGCCAAGCAUCGCCCACCUUCCUGAGCAGACUGCCUCUGCCCCCAGGGUGGGGAGCCAGAUCCUGCUUGGCCCCCCACCUCCAUAUGCUGUGGAUGUCACCGCCCAGGUCCCCAUGGUGCCCGCUCCUGCUGCCAUCCUCUCCCCGCCUCUGCCAGAAGUGCUGCCACCUGCCACCCCUGAGCUCCUGCCUCAGCUCCCCAGCUCCCUGGCCCCCACAGUGAUGGCUGCUACUCAGAGCUUGCCUGUCCAGACCACUGCACUGCCACCCGCUAGCCUGCCGCUGACCAGUGGGCCUGGGAUCUCCAGCCUCUGCCCAGCUGUUCAGCUGACUGUGGAGUUGGCUCCGGAGGAGCAGGCCUCACAGGACAAGCAGCCUGGCCUCCUGCAGAGCUGUGAGAGCUAUGGAGGAUCCGAUGUCACUUCUGGAAGGGAGCUGAGUGACAGCUGUGAAGGCACGUUUGGAGGGGGGAAGCUGGAAGGCAAGCCUGCCCGGAAACAUCACCGCAGGUCCACACGCACCCGCUCCCGCCAGGAGAAAGCCAGCCGGCCCCGGCUGACGAUCCUGAAUGUGUGCAACACAGGCGACAAGAUGGUCGAGUGCCAGCUGGAGACCCACAACCACAAGAUGGUGACAUUCAAGUUUGACCUGGAUGGAGACGCGCCCGAUGAGAUUGCCACCUACAUGGUAGAGCAUGACUUCAUCCUCCCGGCCGAGCGGGAGACGUUCAUCGAACAGAUGAAGGAUGUCAUGGACAAGGCGGAGGACAUGCUCAGUGAGGACACAGAUGUGGACCGUGGCUCCGACCCUGGGGCAAGCCCACCACCCCUCAGCACCUGCAGCCUGGGUGGUGGAGAGGAGAGUCAGCAAUCCCAAGCAAACGCCCCGGUAUAUCAGCAGAAUGUCCUGCACACUGGGAAGAGGUGGUUUAUCAUCUGUCCGGUGGCUGAACACCCAGCUGCAGAGGCCCCCGAAUCUUCGCCCCCACUUCCUCUGAGCUCCCUGCAGCCAGAAGCCAGCCCAGAUCCAGCACUCUGUAAAGACCAGUUGUCCUUGAAGGAAAAACCCGGCAUCCCGGCUGGUCCGCAGCUUCUGAACCAAGCAGGCUCCAGGGAGACCGCUGGGGGCACACCAGCCCCUUUGGUGCCAUCCUCCCCACCUGUGACUGCUCUGCCCCAGGAUAUGGCUGCACCAACCACCAGCCCCAGGCCAGAGCCGGCAAGGGGGUCUGCCAUGCAGGCAGGGGGCCCAGUGACCUCUCAAGGGAUGGCCAACGAGUGUGACAACCCCCAGCCACUGGCAGAGACUCAUGAUGCCCAAGCGGUUGUAAGGCCCCUGGAUGUGGCGCAAGGGCCUUGCACCUCCCCUAUAGAGGCCUCCCAUCAUCCCACAGGUGUUGGGGAGCCUGCCUCAGCCAAGGAGGCCAACACCCAAAUGGAGACCCUUCCAGCUCCAGCCCCUGUGCCCAGUGCCUCCAGCGAGCCCCUUCAGCCUGCCCCAGGCCAGUCCCUACCUCCACUCCCUAAUGCUGUGGGAACUGUUGGCCUGGCUACCCCCCAGCUCCCAAGCCCUCCACUGGGGCCCAAUGCCUUCCCCCAGCCUCUGUCCGCGUUGGAGUCGGAUGGGGAAGGGCCUCUUCCCAAGGUGGGCUUUGUGGACAGCACCAUCAAGAGCCUAGAUGAAAAGCUGCGAAAUCUGCUCUACCAGGAGCACGUGCCCACCUCCUCGGCCUCAGCUGGGACCCCUGUGGAGAUGGGCGACCGAGACUUCACCCUGGAGCCCCCAAGAGGGGAUCUGUCCUACACGGAGGCCUCCAGGGGGGACCCCGCCUUGCCAGCCCAACUUGUGCUGGACAAGUCAGAACUGGCCCCUAGACUCUCGGCUGCCUUGGAGCAGGCUGGAUCCUCACCAGUGACAGCAGCAGCAUCUUUGAGCAAUACACUGGGCUCCGAUGGAGGAUGGGUAUCCUCGGGCUCACCUGCAGCACCCAGUGCCCCUCAGGGUGCCCCUGCUUCUGCCAUCCCUGCACAUCUGGAGCUCACAGACCAGAGCGGCGGGGACCCGGGGGAAAGCUCCGCCACGCCCAUGCAGCGCUGCCCCGGGAUGCUCACCGAGGGCAGUCAGGCCGGCCACCCCCAGACUCACAGCUCUCUGGCCUCGGGGUCCCCUCGGAAGCAGCCAGAGCAGCAGGAUGGCAGCUCACCAGCUAAAACUGUGGGCCGGUUUUCUGUAGUCAGCACCCAGGAUGAGUGGACCCUGGCCUCCCCCCACAACCUGCGGUACUCGGCCCCCCCCGAUGUGUACCUGGAGGAGGGGCCCCACGGCCCGGAUGUGAAGCUGGCCCUGCGGCGUGUGCAGACGGCUUCCUCCAUUGAGGUCUGCCCAGACGAGCCUGUGUCCAGUGACUCUGGGGAGGAGUGCCCGCACCGGAGGCCCCCUGUGCUGAAGCGCAGCUCCCUGCCCAGCAGCAGUGGUGGUGUGGCCAGCGACUUUGUGAGGAAGGCCACUGCCUUUCUGCACAGGUCCUCAAGGGCUGGCUCCCCUGGCCCAGAGACACCCAGCAGGAUGGGUGUGAAGGUCCCGACCAUCAGUGUGACCUCCUUCCACUCCCAGUCAUCUUACAUAAGCAGUGACAACGACUCGGAGAUUGAGGAUGCUGACAUCAGGAAGGAGCUGCAGAGCCUGCGAGAGAAGCACCUGAAGGAGAUCUCAGAGCUGCAGAGCCAGCAGAAGCAAGAGAUUGAAGCCCUGUACCGCCGCCUGGGCAAGACGCUGCCCCCCAACCUGGGGCUGUGGCACACGGCACCCCCCACUGGCCGCCGGAGGAAGACCAGCAGGAGCAAGCUGAAGGCUGGGAGGCUGCUGACCCCGCUGGUGCAGCAGCUCAAGGUCGUGGCCUCCAGCACAGGUCAUUUGUCAGACUGCAACAGAGCCCCUCCUGCUAAGGACCCCACCAAAACCGGGGUGGGGCCUGCAGCAGCAGCAUCAGACUCCUGUGGGAAGGCAGUUCAGACCCAGCAGCCUUGCUCCGUGCGGGCCUCCUUGUCUGCAGACAUCUGCUCGGGCUUAGCCAGUGACGGAGGCGGAGCACGUGGCCCAGGCUGGACGGUUUACCACCCAACGUCUGAGAGAGUGACCCAUAAGUCUAGUAGCAAACCUCGCGCUCGAUUCCUCAGUGGACCCGUGUCUGUGUCCAUCUGGUCCGCCCUGAAGCGUCUCUGUCUAGGCAAAGAGCACAGCAGUCGGUCCUCCACCAGCAGCCUGGUCCCAGGCCCCGAGUCAGGCCCCUCACCUGCCCUGCAUGUCCAGGCUCAGGUGAACAACAGCAACAACAAGAAAGGCACUUUCACGGAUGAUCUGCACAAGCUGGUGGACGAGUGGACCAGCAAGACGGUGGGGGCUUCGCAGCUGAAGCCAUCGCUCAACCAGCUGAAGCAGACACAGAAGCUGCAGGACAUGGAGGCGAUGGCUGGCUGGCCCCCGACCUCCGGUGAGGUGCGGGUGAUGAACACACCUCGAGCAACAGUGGGGACACCAUGUCUGGCCCUGGCGUCUGGCCCUCUACCCACCACUGUCAUUCCUGGAACUGCCCUGGCCCUACCUGUGCCCAUGCCAGAUUCUGAGAGUGAGAAGCCCACCUGAGCCAGGCAGGCUGACCUGACCCGACGCCAGGCACCGUGUCAUCUCAUGCAGAGAAGGCGAGUCUGCGCCUCGUGUCAGUUCACAGUUUUGUAACCACUUUCUAAGCAUUUUUUUUAUUCACAAUUGGAAACACAAAUGUAAUGCAAGAAUAAAAAAUAUUUUGGGGGAAAAA
Miniopterus natalensis is the source of this 6055-nucleotide messenger RNA. Lineage: Eukaryota; Metazoa; Chordata; Mammalia; Chiroptera; Miniopteridae. The record is from RefSeq and is a predicted model, not a curated record.